UCAGCACAAAGAAGACUUUUGAGUCGGCACCGAGGUCCAAAGGUAAGGCAGACAAUGUGCAGAAACACAACAAUGCAUAUCAUAAUUAUAUUGACUGUCCCUCAAUCUUCCAAAAUGAUCUGUUGCUUUUGUAUUAUUAGUUUCUGUCUGUCUGUACAUUUUCAAAAUGCUCCCACAUAAACUCAUCAAUUAACACUUUAUGCCUCCUGCCUGAUGUUUCAGAUGAUCAAACACAAAAAGAUAUGCAAAAGAGAGACAGUCUGCCAAUGGGUGCCAAGGUGAAUCCAUCAUUACUCUUUUCUUAUUUGUCCUUGUAGCAUCGUCCUAACAGGUAACAUCCCCAGUUUCAAAUAAAUAUUUACAUAUGCAUAUUUGCAUGUGUAUAGUGUAAUAUAAUAUAGUGUGCACUUAAGUACCAGACAACUUUGAUUGAGUGAUGCGAGGAUCAUUUCAACACUUCUGAUAAUGUUAUUUCUUUAAGCAUCUGCUGCCCCCUAGUGGCUGAAGACGAGUAUAUCAUUAAAGAUAAUUAAAUUAAAAAACAUUUUAGCGAGGCAUCCUUGUGUCAGUGGUCUUUGAGCUUAGUGUUCAUCCCCUUUGAGACCUUAAACGAGUAAAAGACAAGAAAGUUUACAUGAGCUGUCGCUCUGCUGUCUGUCUGCUCGGCUGAAUCAGCUCCAGGCUUUCUGAAGGGAACCUGCAGAUUUAGAAAAAGACAUACAAGCAAAAGAGGAACAUGGCACAUGAUUGUGUGUAAACUUAGUAUUUUAGCAUGUGUAUGUGUGUUUAAUCCAGGAUCAUCAGUGAUGCAUAUAAAGGAUAACAUGCAGAAUGAGUUUUUAGCGUCAUAAGAGUUUAUGGGCCUACCAGAAAUUCUGGAAGGGUCAUAACAUUUUCUUCAGCAAGAAAUAGAUACAGCUUCCACUUUCAGACAUUAUAGCUUUUGGGGAGGAAACACCACUUUUCUACUUGUAAUUAAUGAUUUUCUAAAAGAAAUCAAACACCCUGGAAGCAUCGUUUUGAUAACACGAAACAUAAAAGAGAUGGGUAAGCUCACUAAGUCAUUUAUCGAGACCCCAAGUUCAUUUCCAUGUGUCCUUGGGUUAAAACACUUGAACUGCUCCAACGGGCUGUGCCCGCGGUCUAUUACGUAUGAAUGAAUGUCUAAAUGAGUCUGGACCAUGAAAGGGCCCAACAGCACGCGCCCGGGGCAGUUCUCAGAUGCCUCGGCCCAGUUUGAACGCGACCUUAUAUCAGCUGAGAGGAUUAAUGCAGCCUAAAGGUGGAGCAAAAAUUGCGAAGGUUUGCACGGUAAUCCUUUGAGCUCCGAGGGAGGCAGAGGGAGAGGGAGGCAGAGAGACAUGUCCAACUCUUUGUGGCGCAUGUUGUGAAGGACCGUUUUCCCAAAGGAAGAGAUGUUUUAUCUACGACUGUUUAAUGGCAACAUUUGCGCCUGAGCUCUUUAUCCUCAGGGAGUAGAAAUGGAGCCCAAACUUCUGCUGCCCAUCGUUUUAGCGGCAAGCCUCCUCUCGCUUGAGCUGUCAGGGGCCUCAGCUACAGAAAUAAAAGCUCAAGGGAAGAACAUCUCAGAUGUGACACCAGCGGGGCAGUGUGGGACCUGGGUAAAGGAGCCGGACUGGGGGUAUUUCACCUCUCCCAACUACCCUCAGAAAUACCCUCCUGAGAAGGAAUGUGUCUACAUCAUAGAAGCCUCUCCCCGACAGUGCAUCGACUUGUUCUUCGACGACAAGUACUCCAUCGAGCCGUCCUGGGAGUGUAAGUUCGACCACAUCGAGGUGCGCGACGGGCCGUUCGGUUUCUCCCCCAUCCUCGGCCGCUUCUGCGGGGAAGACAGCCCGGCCAGCGUCCGCUCCAGCGGGAGGUACCUGUACAUCAAGUUUGUGGCUGAUGGUGAGCUGGAGGCCAUCGGAUUCUCUGCGCGGUACAACUUCACCCAAGAUCCGGAGUUCAAGGGGCUUGGAGAAUUGCCACCUCUGCCAUUUUGUGAGUUUGAGAUGAGCGGUCCGGAAGGCUACGUGGAAUCCGUACAGAUAACCGGAGAGGGCCGGGCGCUGCCGACUGAGGCUGUGGACUGCCGGUGGUACAUCAAAGCUCCGCCGAAAUCAAGGAUCUACAUGCGCUUUCUGGAGUAUGAGAUGCACAACUCUAAUGAAUGCAAGAGGAACUUUGUUGCCAUCUAUGAUGGCAGCAGUUCCGUUGAACACCUGAAGAAUAAAUUCUGCUCCACUGUGGCCAAUGAUGUCAUGCUGGUGUCCUCUGUGGGCGUGGUGAGACUGUGGGCAGACGAGGGAAGCAGGAAGAGCAAAUUCAGGAUCCUAUUCACAACUUUCCAUGAGCCUCCGUGUGGAGCAGAAACCUUCUUUUGCCACAGCAACAUGUGCAUCAACCAGACCCUGGUGUGCAACGGCAUCCAGAACUGCGUUUACCCAUGGGACGAGAAUCACUGCAAAGAGAAGAGGAAAGCCAGCAUCCUCGACACGCUGGAUAACACUAACAUCACCAUCAUUACGGUGACCUGUGGCCUGGUCGUCAUCCUGCUCGUCAUCUCCGUCAUCAUCCAGGUCAAACAGCCACGCAAGAAGUACAUCAUCCGCAGAGAUGACUUUGACCCUGCCCUCCUCCACCCCGGCCUUGAGCCCCCUCACUACGAGCUCUGCACUCUGCGCCGCGACCCGUCCGGCGACCUGACCGAUGCCGCCAUGGCCGAGGACUACGAGAAGCUCCACAAGCUCCGCCGCUCCUCCUCCAAGUGCAUCCGCGAUCACCACUGCGGAUCCUUCCAGGGAAGCGUCCACGGCAGCCGCAGCAACCUGAGCUUGAGGGACGCCACCAUCGCGGCCGAGCCACAGGCGAUGGUGGGCCAGCAGUCGCCGGGCCUCCCCCAACACGCUGCGCCGACAGGACGAAGGAGCGUCCUGGUGAUGAAGCAUAGUUAUUCUCAGGACGGGGCGGAGGGGUACAGGGCGGAGGAGGAGGAUUCGAUGGUGGAUGAUUGUCCCGCCACCAGCCUGCACCACAUGCACCACCACCAGAUCUACAGAGGCCCGUCGGGGCUGGACCACGCUGUCCACCGCACACUUUCUAACGACUUCUAAUAAAGAUGUAGGUGAGACAGUUUAACAUACAAAGUUAUGCUGCUCUUUACAGCUCUUGUUAGGGUUUCUCAGUCGCAAAUAAAAUUUAUAUCGCUUGAAACAAGAAUAGGAUGGACUGGAGCUGUAUCUAGAGAAAAAUAUCCCUCUACCAAAGAAAUUAGGUGCAGCUUGGGCUUGGGAGUGUCAGGGAAAUAAACAGUUGAACACAUGAACGGAUGAAAAGAGGAUUUAUUGUACAUACGUUGAGAUAAAUUGAAUUCCCACAUAUUCUAACUCCUUUUUGUGUUGAGCUUAACUUCAAAAAUAAGUAUGAAUCGACGGAUGUUAUCAAGAACAGUAUAUGAUGGAAACAUAAACUAUUAGUCACAGCUAAUAUAUCACAGUCAAAUAUAUAUAUAAUUUAAUUGAUUGAAUGUAUUUAUUAAUGCUUGUUUUUUGUGUAAGACUUGUCCCAGUUAAUUAUAUGUAUGUUUCUGUUUAUUGUUUUCAUUAAACAUAUUCUUCUUCCUCUA
Messenger RNA from Gasterosteus aculeatus aculeatus (three-spined stickleback), 3628 nucleotides. RefSeq names its product neuropilin and tolloid-like protein 1. Gene Ontology annotation, molecular function: ionotropic glutamate receptor binding. The record is from RefSeq and is a predicted model, not a curated record. Lineage: Eukaryota; Metazoa; Chordata; Actinopteri; Perciformes; Gasterosteidae. Gene Ontology annotation, biological process: positive regulation of excitatory postsynaptic potential. Gene Ontology annotation, cellular component: postsynaptic density.